Messenger RNA from Nymphaea colorata (pocket water lily), 3651 nucleotides. RefSeq names its product pentatricopeptide repeat-containing protein At3g05340. The record is from RefSeq and is a predicted model, not a curated record. The transcript is spliced from 2 exons. The coding region runs from base 220 to 2049 and encodes 609 amino acids. NCBI's taxonomy places the organism in Eukaryota, Viridiplantae, Streptophyta, Magnoliopsida, Nymphaeales, Nymphaeaceae. Gene Ontology annotation, biological process: RNA modification. Gene Ontology annotation, molecular function: RNA binding; protein binding.
UCGAGUGGAGUUUUGGGAACUGGAGCUCUGCCCGGACAAUUACAACAAUACAUGUUUCCACAAGUCCACACUCCAUGUCAACUGAAAAUGCGUGCUUCGUGAGACUGCAGAGAGCAAGGUCUGGGCAGACUGGGCUUACCUACCGUGGUCUAAAGCCUGGACCCAAAUCUAAUCCGACCUUGACUAACUUGGCUCCAAAAGUUCUCCCCUUCUCGGUGCAUGCAUCCUGUUCCUCCUCCUCCUCCUCCUCCUCCUUCUCCUCCUUCCUGGACGGCUCUGAUACAGGAUCAAGCUUGGGAUGGCGACGUCUUCGGCGCCUUCCGUGCCUUUUCUCAGAUGCGUCGCUUCGGCGUCCGUCCAAAUCACGUUGUCUUCGCGACCCUUCUUGGCAUUUGUGGCAGACGCCGCAUUCUUUCCUUGGGGGCCUCCAUCCAUUCUCUGCUUCUCAAAUCGCUGUCCACCCUCAAACCCGACGUUGGUAUCUCGAAUUCCCUCGUCUCCAUGUAUUGCAAGUGCGGCCGGCUACCGGAGGCCCUUCGAAUCUUCCAAUCCAUCCGCGUUCGAGACACAGUUUCUUGGAAUGCCAUCAUCUCUGGUUGUAUGACGAACGAUUGUAUUGACGAAGGUUGGAAAUUCUUCAAGAGGAUGAAAUCUGGUUUGCCGUCGGCCGUCCGGGUUGAUUCUGCCACUCUGACGACUAUCCUUGCUUCUUGCACGGACCACCACCACGUUCCUCAGCUGAGGAUGAUCCACGGUGUUGUUAUCGUUAAUGGCUUUGGCGGAGAAGUGGCGGUUUGCAAUGCUCUGCUCACGGGAUGUUUUAAUUGUGGCGAGGUCGAGUAUGCCAUCAAACUGUUCGACGAGAUGUCUGCGAGAAAUGUUGUAUCUUGGACUGCUGCAAUCUCCGGCCUUGCGCAGGAGAACAUGGCAGUUGAGAGUAUCGAAUUGUUCCGGAAAAUGCGUGGUUCAAGUGACGGUGUUCAACCAAAUGCACACACAAUCAGUGCCUCAUUGAUGGCAUGUUCUUGCUUGGGUGACCUGAAGCUAGGCCGUCAGAUUCAUGGUGUUUUUCUUAAGAUGGGAUUACGAAUAGAUGCUUAUGUUGAGAGUUCAUUGGUGGACAUGUAUACGAAAUGCGCGCUAGUCGACGAUGCUUGGAAGGUUUUUGAGACGAGUGAGCACAAGGAUACAGUAUCCAUGACUGCGAUGCUUGUUGGUUUCUCUCUGAAUGGGUAUGAGGAAGUAGCUCUUCAGCUGUUCCGGCAGAUGAUGACGGAGAAAACAACAGAAGUUCAACAAGAUCAGACCUUGAUUUCAGCUGUUCUUGGAGUAUGUUCCUCACUUUCCCUAGGAAAGCAAAUACAUUCAACUAUAAUAAAGACGUGCUUAUUCAAGAACGUCUUUGUCGCCAACAGCUUGAUUUCCAUGUAUUUCGACUCUGGUGCACUUGAAGAUGCUGUAAAAGUGUUUGGUGAGAUGGGUGAAGGAAAAAAUUCGGUUUCAUGGAACACCAUGAUUGAUGGUUUUGCCAAUCACGGCCAUUUUUUGAGGGCUUUGCAACUCUACGAUGAAAUGAGGCUCAACGGUCACCAUCCGAGUGAUGUCACAUUCCUCUCUCUUCUGCACGCUUGCAGUCAUGGAGGACUGAUUGAUAAGGGGUUGCAGUUCUUCUCUUCCAUGAUUGAGUACAAAAUGAAGCCCAGAAUGGAGCACUAUGCUUGUGUUGUUGACAUGUUAGGAAGAGCUGGACUGCUAAGUAAAGCACAGGCCAUCAUUCAUAAUAUGCCGAUGCUGCCUGGUGCUGUUAUUUGGCAAGCUCUUCUUGGUGCUUGUGGAAUCCAUGGGGACGAAGAAACUGCAAGUUAUGCUGCAUCUCGGCUGAUGCUUUUAGAGUCAGAAAAGUCAGAAACUUAUGCCUUAUUAUCCAAUGUCUACUCCAUGGCUGGAAGGUGGGAUGAGAAAUCAAGAGUUUACAGGAAAAUGAAAAGACUCGGGAUAAGAAAGGAAGCAGGCCUGAGCUGGAUUGAGGUUCAAAACCAUAUACCAUGAAGCAAGCUUUCACAGGCAUCGUCUGUAUGUCUGCAGAGAAUCUAGAAUUUUUGUUUCAUCGGCUGUGGCACAUCAGAAUUGCCAUAUAACAAACACCCUCUUACCGAACGCGACUAUGCCAAUUGUCUCCGUAGAGAACUGUCUACCUCCACAGAGAUUGUUGCUAGAUCAUGGACGGAAUUCGGUCCAUUACACUAGUCAUUUUUUCCUCAACGAACUAUGAAAUCCUCUACUUAACAAGGAGCCACACUCUAUCUCCAAGGAAUGUGCUGGUCCACCAAUCUCGCGGCAGGAUUCGUAAUAUUACAGGAUACAAAGAGCACAUCACCACGUCUACUGAUUCUCUGAGAUGUUGCAGACCCUUGACAUUCCCGCACGCAAAUUAUCUCCAAGGAAGCUGCUGCUUCACCAAUCUGGUGGCAGGAUUCGAAAUAUUACAGGUUUGCUUUCUUUAUUAGUCCUAAUAGGAGAACACUGAUUGGUUUGAUGGCCACAAUAAAAUUUUACAAGUAAAUCGGUCUCGAAAUAUCAUGUUACAGCAUAUAAAGAACAGAUCACCAUGUUCACUAUUCCUCUGAAAUGUUGGCAGACCCGAGACUUUUGUCCACACAAAUUUUCUCGAUGAUGCAUUGCAUGCUUACAGAGCCUUCUUUUGGUUUUUCUUUUAUCAGAUAAUUGAUAAAGAAUUGGAAAAUUAAAUGUAGACACCGCAUGAUGACGUCAAAUAUCGUAAAUAGCUAAAAUGAUGAUUCAGCAUCAAGUAUGAGCGGUCUUAAGCAUUGGAAGUUCGUUGUUAAUACGAAAUAUUAGAGAAUUCAGCUGCCGGACGCAAGGCUUCAUGUCAUUGUGCUGAUCAAUUGUCGCCGAAGGAAACCUUAACUGAUGAUGGUAAUGGUAAGGAUGCCAGCCGACUCCCGUAUUAUUUUUCUUGAGAAAUGAGCUAUUAUCUAGUGAGGCUUCGUCGUUCAGUUAGACUUUACAUCAGUGUGACUUUUAACAUAUGGGUUCUGCAGCACUGCAUCCCGCUGGAUUUCUCAAAAUGUCUUCUGAUCAUGUAGUAUCUGAUACCUGUGCAGGUUGCUUGCCUUUCCAGCAAAUAUGAUGAACAGUGAUGUCCGGCAUAGAGCAUACAGAAACACCCGGCGUUUAAAUGACACUUUAUAUCCAUUGUAUACAGAAGUAAAUAUAAAUAUACUUAGAUAACUUAGUUAGUGACAUAGACGAACAUCCUUAGUUAGUGACAUAGACGAAGUGACAUUCAUUAGUUUAUACCAAAAUUGACAGAAAAAAUGAUGGGACGUUAGACAUAAGUACCUAGCGUAGCUCAUCAUAAAUCUAACGUAAAUGGUGAGCAUUAACUUAGGAAGACUCCUCAUAGCUAAGAAAAGGCAGUAGAGAAAACUUAUCUCUGCCAUUGUUGAAGCUAAUAAUCUGUUCCUGAGUUAAAUAGCUGUUUUUUUCAAGACUGAAGUGCAUCUACUGAGAUUCAAACUGGAAAAUCAGCACAAAAAACUUGGUAUCCAUGGUAAAAUGAAAAGCUACUCAAUAGUCCAAGAGACGGGAUAGAACGCUGACACGUUGCACCAUAACUACAGCUGCCUC